This is a messenger RNA of Betta splendens (Siamese fighting fish), 1776 nucleotides long. It is a transcript of the gene creb3l4, whose product is annotated as cAMP responsive element binding protein 3-like 4. Gene Ontology annotation, molecular function: DNA-binding transcription factor activity, RNA polymerase II-specific; RNA polymerase II cis-regulatory region sequence-specific DNA binding. The coding region runs from base 1 to 1215 and encodes 404 amino acids. The record is from RefSeq and is a predicted model, not a curated record. Gene Ontology annotation, biological process: regulation of transcription by RNA polymerase II. Lineage: Eukaryota; Metazoa; Chordata; Actinopteri; Anabantiformes; Osphronemidae. The transcript is spliced from 9 exons. Gene Ontology annotation, cellular component: nucleus.
AUGGAUGCAGAGCGCGACCGGCUGUUCCUGGGUGGAGAUAACGUUGUGGAGGCAGACAGCUGGCAGCUUGACUCUCCGCUUUCCAGCUCAGAGCUCCUUUGCAGUAGCUCAGAAAAGCCCCUGCAGGACUGGGUGGUAGACCCCAGCUGUCACACGCACAACGACAGUGACUCUGAGGACAUCUUUCAUGGGGUCGACCCAAACCAGGUGUUUCCCAAUGGCCUGCAUGCAGACACCUCGUCAGAGAGCGACAGUGGCAUCUCUGAUGAUCCAGUUGUUGAGACCCCCGCCUCUAUAGAAAAAGCAUUAACCACGGCAAGCUCACAGACGACCAUGACUACCGUCUACCAGGUGAUUUACGAUGUCAGUGGGCUGGGAAGCGUGAAGGCAGAACCUGGUCAGGAGAACAUCAUCUCCAUCGAACUCGACGAGUGGAACUCUCAGGUGCUGUUUCCGGACUCAUGCAUCAUAAACGAGCUGCCAGUUCCUGCUGCUCAGCUCAGCGAUUCACUGGAACCUGACACUGACCUGCCUUACCUGGACCUCCAGCUGACUGAGGAGGAGCAGAAACUGCUGACUCAGGAGGGAAUAUCUCUACCCAACAAUCUUCCUCUCACCAAGGCUGAGGAAAGAAUCCUGAAGAAAGUUCGGAGGAAAAUUCGCAACAAGCAGUCGGCUCAGGACAGCCGUCGGAGGAGGAAGGAGUACUUGGACGGGCUGGAGAGCAGGGCGGCAGCCUGCUCCACGCAGAACAAGGAGCUGCAGAGGACAGUGGAGAAGCUGGAGAGACACAACAUGUCUCUGCUGGCUCAGCUGCAACAGCUUCAGUCUCUGGUCCGACAGACGGUCAGUAAAGGAGCCCAGACCAGCACCUGCUUACUGAUCAUUCUGGUCUCGCUGGCUCUGAUCAUCCUGCCCAGUUUCAGCCCGUUCAGACGCACCUUGUCUGCAGAUGAUGACUACAGGCCGACAGGAGUUAUUUCCCGGAACAUCCUGACGGACUCUUACGCCUCCCAGCCUGCAGCAGAUGAGUCCCACCCAGUGACCCUUGAACCCCCAGGAGACGCUGCUGCCCUACAACAACCAAGAGAAAACAGUGGAACCAUAGACCAGGAGGGCAGCCGGGCAGGGAACAGCUCAGCUAAAACGCUGAGGUCAAAGGUUCAAGAUGGAAACCAUGAUCCUUCCAAACCCACUCAUAACGAUGAGAUGUAGGAAGCUGCAGCCACUGGACUUUAGGCCCCAAAGCUCUGAACCAUUGAUAUCAGCCUGAACCAUCAAACACGGACUGGCCACGAUUUUAAAUGUUUGAUUUACAAAAAAUGUCUUGUAACUGACGUUUUGGUUCUUUCGUUCUAGAAUGUUUGACCCCAGGGUUGGGUCAGUGGUUUGAUUCACAGCUCCCCAGGUCCCGUGGUCUUAGAAUGUGUGAUUAAAACUGUGUCAAAGGGCUUUUUAAGAACAUUUACCUUCAUAAUACAAUGGGAAUGUUUGGGGAAGAUGUUUAUGUGCGGCCAGUUAGCUUAGAAUAAAAAGGACCAUCUAGCAGGUGGUCUGAUGUCCUUACCUGAACUCAGUUUGGAUAUUUAGACUUUAUUGUCACAGGAACACCAACACAUCACUGUCUGAGUAGCACAGUAGUCAUAGUAACAUUAAAUGAAUCCUUCCAGGGGCUAUCGUAGGUUGAGCUCAGCUGGUGGCAGGUUUCUAUCUUCAUACAGUGUAAAUGUUGAAUGUUUUCUGUCUGGAAUUAAAGAAAAAGUUUACAGUCUCAAA